AUGGCCGACGAGACAACGCCCCUCAACCCCAGCUCCUCGAGCGCCGGAGCGGGCCCGUCCCAGCCCAAGGCCGAGUCGUCGAUGGCUCGUGUGCUCAACGACGUCUCGGAGAACUUUUUCCAGCCGUUCUCGCAGGGCGCACUGAGGCUCCUCCCGGCGCGUGGCGAGGGCAUUCGGGCGAAGAGCAAGCGCGGAGAUCGUCUGCCGGACUCCGAGGAGCGCCCCCUGCUCACCGACUACCACUCAAUCAACGACCCCACCAUCCGUGUGCGCGUUCCCAAGAAGCGUGCGACGCCAGUCAAGGUCGAGCCUAAGGUGUGGUUCGCCAACGAGCGCACCUACAUCUCAUACCUCUCGAUGGGCGUGCUCCUCUCCACCAUCGCGACAGGUCUCCUCUACGGCGCCAAUGACCACCCUGCGCGCUGGUUUGCCCUCGCCUACGCCAUCAUCGCCGCCGCCACCCUCAUCUACGGCUACGUGCUAUACCAAAAGCGCCUGACGAUGAUUGCGUCGCGCUACCCGGGCAGUUUUGACGUACUCGUCGGUCCACUCCUCAUCUGUGGCUCGCUGUUUGUCGUCAUCCUCGCCAACUUCAUCUUCCGCCUUGCCGAGGCCCGCAAGGAGCACGAGCCGCUCGGCGUCGGCGCGAGCCCGCUAUCGUUCUCGUAUGCGUGGCGCGUGGCGGGCGAGAAGAACAGGUGGCACAACUAG
Molecule: messenger RNA, 711 nt
Organism: Cutaneotrichosporon cavernicola
Lineage: Eukaryota; Fungi; Basidiomycota; Tremellomycetes; Trichosporonales; Trichosporonaceae
Exons: 6
Coding region: 1-711 (236 amino acids)
Cellular component (GO): vacuolar transporter chaperone complex; fungal-type vacuole membrane
Source: RefSeq, a predicted model, not a curated record